Pichia kudriavzevii is the source of this 828-nucleotide messenger RNA. RefSeq lists its product as uncharacterized. Gene Ontology annotation, molecular function: protein binding. Lineage: Eukaryota; Fungi; Ascomycota; Pichiomycetes; Pichiales; Pichiaceae. The transcript has a single exon. The record is from RefSeq and is a predicted model, not a curated record. The coding region runs from base 1 to 828 and encodes 275 amino acids.
AUGGUUUUGGAGGCAUCAGCAGAGAAAAGUAGAGAAGGAGAAAAGAGAGAUAUUGAAAAAAACAUACCUGAAACCUCUACAGAUAACUCGUGGGAAAUUCCUCAAACAAGCAUGGAAGAUUCACAAUUGAGUAAAAUAAUCGAUAUACGAGUAACACCAAGUAUUAAGGACUUUGCGUAUGACAUUUCAGAUCCUAGGCAUUUUGGGAUAUACGAUAAUGAUGAUAGUGAUGAUGGUGAUGAUAAUGAUGAUGAUAGGAGCAACGAUGAAUACGAUGAUGUAGACGAUGAUUACAUUUUGCAACAAGGACAUAGUGAAGGAAUAUACUCCAAAGAAAAUCUUGAGAACUAUUCAGAUUUAAAGAGUGAAGGGAAUGCCUUAUUUCUUGAUGGUUCUAGGCAGUAUGGGUUGGAACGAGAUCAGCAAAGAAACGAUCAUACUACCAAUGAAAUAUUACAUGCUAUAGCAUUGUAUCCGUUUGUCCCUGAAAAUUCAAACGAAUUACCCCUUGUCCCUGACCAGGUGCUAAUAAUUAACUACGAAUGUGGUGACGGAUGGCUAGUUGCUCAUGACCCCCAAACGGGUCAAACAGGUCUUGUGCCUAGUGAAUAUAUACAAAUGGUUGGCGAGGCUCCAGCUGGAUCUUUUGAUGACCAAGACAACUAUGAGCCAAUCGAGGAUCCAUCUGAAGAGCAACUGGAUGAAUUAUCUCCAACAUACCAAAGCUUUGUAGACGAUAUUAAAGAUGCACGCAGGUUCAUGCCUGAAAUACUAAACGGAGAUGUCGAUGAUGUGCCGACGGAAAGCUUGGGUAAACUCUCGAUUUAG